This is a messenger RNA of Haemonchus placei, 606 nucleotides long. Lineage: Eukaryota; Metazoa; Nematoda; Chromadorea; Rhabditida; Trichostrongylidae. The record is from the annotation of a GenBank genome assembly.
UUCUGUGAGAAAACACUGAUGGAUCCAUAUUUUCAGAAGGCAAUCCUUAACAGUCAGUCGGUGAUCAUUUGCUGGGGAGCCUGGCAGCCGUUUGCAAAUCGUUCGCAAUUGAAUCUCAAUGGUCAGGUCCAAGCCUCAGUGUCACUCAUUGGUGGUCCUCGUCCAAAUCCUGAAGAGAGUCUGUGCUUUAGAAAUCUGCUGCAUUUGUAUCGUAGAGACGAUAGCAUAUUCACCGAAAGUGCUCCAAAAAUUACCAUACAAUUCAAUUUUUCCUUGGACGAAACGCGCCAUUAUGGUUCUCUAUCACGUUCCACAACGCAGCUGGGAGAUUCUUUGCGAGAUACUCCUGCUCCAACAAGAAAAGAAGUUGUUGAUGUUAUUACUACGGACAGGGAGACAGAGAGAUCUUUGCGUCGGCAAGAACAACGUCAAGAAGAUUCUGAUACAGCACCGAGCGAACAGGAAGAGACUCUUCCUCCAAUCCUAGUAAAGGUUCGUGAUGACACUGUUUACGAAAUUUUGGUGCCACAAUAUCGUAAGAACUCAUCCACUUCUUAUGUGCCAUUGUUGGGGUCAUGUGUUCAUCCUGCUGGGAAAUAUGAUUAA